This is a messenger RNA of Quercus robur (English oak), 555 nucleotides long. RefSeq names its product vacuolar iron transporter 1-like. The transcript has 4 exons. Gene Ontology annotation, cellular component: vacuolar membrane. NCBI's taxonomy places the organism in Eukaryota, Viridiplantae, Streptophyta, Magnoliopsida, Fagales, Fagaceae. Gene Ontology annotation, molecular function: iron ion transmembrane transporter activity; manganese ion transmembrane transporter activity. Gene Ontology annotation, biological process: intracellular manganese ion homeostasis. The record is from RefSeq and is a predicted model, not a curated record. The coding region runs from base 1 to 555 and encodes 184 amino acids.
AUGAGCUAUGUAUCCGCUGCUGCUCCUGGUGCCGCCGCAGCCGCCUGGUCUCCUAUUUGCAGAAAACAAAGCAGCUGCAGCAGCUCCAACCUUAGCACCUACGAAGAUUUAGAAGACACGGAGACACGGGUAAAGGAACCCGAGAAGCAAACACUCCUCAGCCAUCACAAAGAGAAGCACUUCACCGCCGGCGAAAUCGUCCGCGACAUCAUCAUCGGCGUAUCGGAUGGCCUCACCGUGCCCUUCGCCCUCGCCGCCGGCUUGUCGGGCGCCAAUGCCACUUCCUCCAUAGUCCUCACCGCCGGCAUCGCCGAAGUCGCGGCCGGCGCCAUCUCCAUGGGACUCGGCGGGUAUCUUGCUGCAAAAAGCGAAGCUGAUCACUACAUGAGAGAACUAAAGAGGGAACAAGAAGAAAUCAUUGCCGUUCCUGAUACAGAGGCGGCGGAGGUAGCGGAGAUAUUUGCACAGUACGGGAUAGAGCCGCAUGAAUAUACGCCUGUUGUGAAUGCUCUCAGGAAGAAGCCCCAAGCAUGGCUUGAUUUCAUGAUGAAGUAA